Messenger RNA from Debaryomyces tyrocola, 852 nucleotides. The record is from the annotation of a GenBank genome assembly. NCBI's taxonomy places the organism in Eukaryota, Fungi, Ascomycota, Pichiomycetes, Serinales, Debaryomycetaceae.
AUGACCAAAGAGUACAAGCAGUGUAAAGGGAUCACGGCCAAAGGGAUACAAUGCAAAAUAAAUGCUCCUGAUGGAUAUUGUCAUUAUCAUAUAGGGCAGCGUGGAAAAGGGAAAAAAAUAGAUUCAAGCCCAGCGAAGGUUAGAAUCAAUGGAAACGGAAGGGAAAUAAUACAUGGAAGUCCAGUAUCACGAGGUACAAGCCCGACGAAACAGACAGAGAAAAUCGGCUACAUAUAUGUCUACACAUUAACUCGAUUAUUGAGUAACAAUGAUAAGAAUUGGUCUCUUAAAGUUAGGAACUUGCCUAACGUGUCCACUAAACACAGAGAUACCUGGAUUCCAUUUAAGUCCGAAAAAUCCCCUUACAUGCUUAUCAAAGUCGGAAUGACGACGCAAACUGUACAGCGCCGGUUGAGACAAUGGCAAGACAAAUGCCACCAUGAGUUGACGUGCUUGCAUCCACAGAAAAAGAAUGAAUCGUCUAAUAAACUUGAUCUGAUAAUUCACAGAUUUAAAGGCUUAUCCAUAAAAAAGCAGCCGGGGAAACUUCAAACAUACAACGACGACCAAUUCGGAUUUCUUUGUCCUAGGGGCGUCAAUGUAGCCGAAUCUGAGAUCCAUAAAAUGCUUAUUGCAAAGUAUGGAAGUGGAGACGUAUAUUGCACUGGAUGUAAACAAAACUCGCCAAUUGAAAACAGUUCAAAAUUGAAAACGCUUAAAGAUAGACUACACACUAAGGAUCCCUUUCAAAAUGGGUAUAAUAUUCAUAUUGAAUGGUUUUUAAUACCCAAGAAAGAUCUCGAUAGAGUUUAUCAAUUAAUAGACAUGGUAUGCUCUAAAUACUACAACUAA